Messenger RNA from Trichoderma asperellum CBS 433.97, 636 nucleotides. RefSeq lists its product as uncharacterized. NCBI's taxonomy places the organism in Eukaryota, Fungi, Ascomycota, Sordariomycetes, Hypocreales, Hypocreaceae. Gene Ontology annotation, molecular function: ATP binding; adenylylsulfate kinase activity. The record is from RefSeq and is a predicted model, not a curated record. Gene Ontology annotation, biological process: sulfate assimilation.
AUGGCCACCAACAUCACCUGGCAUCCGUCCCUCUCUCGCCGCGAGCGCAACCAGCUGCGCGGCCAGCGCGGCCUCACAAUCUGGCUGACCGGCCUCUCCGCCUCCGGCAAGUCCACCGUGGCCACCGCGCUCGAGCAGCACCUCCUGCACCUGGGCCUCUCCGCCUACCGCCUCGACGGCGACAACGUGCGCUUCGGCCUCAACAAGGACCUGGGCUUCUCCGAGGCCGACCGCAACGAGAACAUCCGCCGCAUCGGCGAGGUCGCCAAGCUCUUCGCCGACUCGGCCACCAUCGCCAUCACCUCCUUCAUCUCUCCCUACCGCGCUGACCGCGACCUUGCGCGCCAGCUGCACGCCCAGACCAACCAGGACGGCGACGAGCCCAUCCCCUUCAUCGAGGUCUUCGUCGACGUGCCCCUCGAGGUUGCUGAGCAGCGCGACCCCAAGGGCCUUUACAAGAAGGCCCGCGCUGGCGAGAUCAAGGAGUUCACUGGCAUCUCUGCACCUUAUGAGGAGCCUUUGAACGCCGAGAUUACGAUCAAGACGCACGAGAACACCGUUGAGGAAUGCGUUGCGCAAAUCACAAACUGGCUCAGCGAGCAAGGCUACAUCAAGAGCGUAGAGGUUAAGAACUAA